Macaca mulatta (Rhesus monkey) is the source of this 2264-nucleotide messenger RNA. It is a transcript of the gene SEC22A, whose product is annotated as SEC22 homolog A, vesicle trafficking protein. The record is from RefSeq and is marked provisional. NCBI's taxonomy places the organism in Eukaryota, Metazoa, Chordata, Mammalia, Primates, Cercopithecidae. Gene Ontology annotation, biological process: endoplasmic reticulum to Golgi vesicle-mediated transport.
AGUCCUCUUCUUCCCUUCUUAGGGGUCGUUCGAACCCCUGCCGGCCUCUCCCCUCCCUCUCCCUGCCUCCCGCGACAGCCUCGGUCUUCGCCCUCGGGACUGAAGACCUACCCGACGGGCAGGAGCCAAUUGCUGAUGGGGAGAGGAAAAAAUAGCCACUGUUCCGGUUCCCUAUGAGUUAACUGCUGCUGUCCAAAGGCAGGUGUAAUAUUUUCUGUGUAUUAAAGGUCUUCUCUGUUGGUUGAAAUGUCUAUGAUUUUAUCUGCCUCAGUCAUUCGUGUCAGAGAUGGACUGCCACUUUCUGCUUCUACUGAUUAUGAACAAAGCACAGGAAUGCAGGAGUGCAGAAAGUAUUUUAAAAUGCUCUCGAGGAAACUUGCUCAACUUCCUGAUAGAUGUACACUGAAAACUGGACAUUAUAACAUUAAUUUUAUUAGCUCUCUGGGAGUGAGCUACAUGAUGUUGUGCACUGACAAUUACCCAAAUGUUCUCGCCUUCUCUUUCCUGGAUGAGCUUCAGAAGGAGUUCAUUACUACUUAUAACAUGAUGAAGACAAAUACUGCUGUCAGACCAUACUGUUUCAUUGAAUUUGAUAACUUCAUUCAGAGGACCAAGCAACGAUAUAAUAAUCCCAGGUCUCUUUCAACCAAGAUAAAUCUUUCUGACAUGCAGACGGAAAUCAAGCUGAGACCUCCUUAUCAAAUUUCCAUGUGCGAACUGGGGUCAGCCAAUGGAGUCACAUCAGCAUUUUCUGUUGACUGUAAAGGUGCUGGUAAGAUUUCUUCUGCUCACCAGCGACUGGAACCAGCAACUCUGUCAGGGAUUGUAGGAUUUAUCCUUAGUCUUUUAUGUGGAGCUCUGAAUUUAAUUCGAGGCUUUCAUGCUAUAGAAAGUCUCCUGCAGAGUGAUGGUGAUGAUUUUAAUUACAUCAUUGCAUUUUUCCUUGGAACAGCAGCCUGCCUUUACCAGUGUUAUUUACUUGUCUACUACACCGGCUGGAGGAAUGUCAAAUCUUUUUUGACUUUUGGCUUAAUAUGUCUAUGCAACAUGUAUCUCUAUGAACUGCGCAACCUCUGGCAGCUUUUCUUUCAUGUGACUGUGGGAGCAUUUGUUACACUACAGAUCUGGCUAAGGCAAGCCCAGGGCAAGGCUCCCGAUUAUGAUGUCUGACACCAUCCUUCAGAUCUAUUGCCUUGGCUUCAGGGGGAAAAGGAGGGAACAUAUCAUAACUGCCACUGUGAUGAAGAAGCUGUUCCCCACAAAGGAGAAGCUCUGCUUUCUUUCUCUCCAACUUUCCUUUUUUAAAAUCAGCAUGGCGUGCCUGUGAGCAUGGAAGACCUUCUAGGAAAAGUCCUCAGAAGAAUGCUGGCCAUGAGAUUAUCAUUCAGAGGAGAAGAUUUCUCUCUUCAAGGCCGUAACAGUGGAAGAACAGUCGUAUGCCAUUGGAAGACUUGGCCAGCCAUCCUGAAUCCUUCCUGAAGAGUUCAGAAAAUAGAUGUGGUAUUGCUCUGAGGACCAGGCAGGAGGAACUCUACAGUCUGAGUUUGCCUUUGUGAGGCAUUAGUAUAGACCAAAUAAAAAGCUGCAGAAAUUGGAAAGUUUAUGUUUUAAAUAAAUGACUGUGAUAAAUAUCAGAUUUUACAUUGUUGCAAUGUGCAAAUAUUUUCUUUGCUUUGAAAUAUUUUGAUAUUUAUCUGGUAUCAAUAUAGACAUCAGAUUUGCACAUUUAUGGUACUAAGAGUUUAUAAAGUCCAAGAUGGUGUGAAAUUGGUUCUUUUUACUUUUAUAUUUUUGCUUGAAUCUUAACUCUGGAAAUCACCUGAUGUAGAAGAAGGCUGUGAUGAGCUCGUCUCUGGAACAUCACAAGUAUUGAAAAUACAGUAAUGGAUGUUUCCUUUCUAAUCCAUGUUUAUUGUUUCUUUUGAAAUCACGUCUAAAAACUAUGACUCAUUAGACUAUAGCUGUUGUUUCCCAAACUUCAGUCUCUUGAGUACUACUUGUAUUAUUUUCUUAAUAUUUAUCUUUUAUAUUUUAAAGUUUUUUUAAAAAACGAAUCCUGCUCCAAGUGGAAAACCAGUAUCCGUUUGCCGUAAAUAAAAGGUAACCACAAAAUAAAUAAGACGAACACAAAAAAUGUUUUUCAGUUCUAGCUAGAAACUAAUGCCUAGAAAGGCUCCGAAUCUUAGGCUCGCGCUUUGUGGCAGUGAGGGAGAUGUUACCAGCACCAGCAUGAGGCACUGUCUCUGGAAUAGUCAGAGGAUGAA